UUGAAACGUCAAAAUUCCGUUUGUGUUUUCUCAUCAUCAUCGUCGGUUUUCUGCUGUUUCAUCUCGCAAUUCCCGAUUUUCCGGAUAAAAUCAUAAAAAACUGUGUAUUUUCGUGUUCAAAUAAAGUCAAAUUGCCAGGAUGAGCUCCAUCGGUACAGGGUACGAUUUGUCCGCAUCUCAGUUCUCCCCGGACGGACGAGUCUUCCAGAUUGAAUAUGCGGGCAAAUCGGUGGAGAACAGCGGUACGGUGAUUGGCCUCCGUGGAAAGGACGGUGUUGUGCUGGCCGUGGAAAAACUGAUUACCAGUAAGUUGUACGAGCCGGAAUCCGGAACGAGGAUUUUCACGAUCGACAGCUCGAUCGGGAUGGCCAUCAGUGGAAUGAUUGCCGAUGGGCGUGCCAUCGUAGACAUUGCCCGGCAGGAAGCGGCUAACUACCGGCAACAGUACGAUAGGCCCAUUCCAUUGAAGCAGCUGAAUGACCGUUUGUCCAGCUACUUCCAUGCCUAUACCCUGUACAGUGCGGUGCGUCCCUUCGGGGUGAGCGUGAUCCUGGCCUCGUGGACGGAGGAAACCGGACCGGAGAUGUACAUGAUCGAUCCGUCCGGCGUGUCGUGUGGAUACUUUGGAUGCGCUGUAGGCAAAGCCAAGCAAACCGCCAAGACUGAAAUCGAAAAGCUGAAGCUGGCAGAAAAGUCCGUUAACGAGCUGAUAACCACCGCCGGAAAAAUCAUCUACCAAGUUCACGACGAACUGAAGGAUAAGGAUUUCAAACUGGAACUAAGCUGGGUUUGCCAAGCGUCCAACGGCCGUCACCAGGUGGUUCCGGAUGAGUUGUACGCCGCGGCGACCCGAGCAGGACAGGAAGCGGUCGACGAGGACGAUAGUGAUAACGAAAUUUAGAUUGGGUUCUCCUUCCGGCUACAACCACUGUUGAAUUGUGGAGGGUGGGGAAGUAAAAAUUAUCUUUUUUUGCUAAGUUACUUCGAGGAAAAACUUGUAUCAGUAAUUUCGUACGGUAAAAUAUAUUGAAAGGAACAAAAA
This is a messenger RNA of Aedes aegypti (yellow fever mosquito), 1042 nucleotides long. It is a transcript of the gene Prosalpha7, whose product is annotated as proteasome subunit alpha type-3. Bases 140 to 901 code for a protein of 253 amino acids. The record is from RefSeq and is a predicted model, not a curated record. The transcript has 4 exons. NCBI's taxonomy places the organism in Eukaryota, Metazoa, Arthropoda, Insecta, Diptera, Culicidae. Gene Ontology annotation, cellular component: nucleus; proteasome core complex, alpha-subunit complex; synapse. Gene Ontology annotation, biological process: ubiquitin-dependent protein catabolic process.